Messenger RNA from Amphibalanus amphitrite, 2382 nucleotides. RefSeq lists its product as uncharacterized. Gene Ontology annotation, biological process: regulation of DNA-templated transcription. The coding region runs from base 267 to 1070 and encodes 267 amino acids. Gene Ontology annotation, cellular component: nucleus. The transcript has 6 exons. The record is from RefSeq and is a predicted model, not a curated record. NCBI's taxonomy places the organism in Eukaryota, Metazoa, Arthropoda, Thecostraca, Balanomorpha, Balanidae.
AAACAAGAAGCAGGAAGUGGCAGGAACUUAUAAAUAAUAUAACUUAUUAUUUAUAAGUUCGAAUAUAACUUAUACGGCCUUGGGAAUGGCAGGGAUCUUGCAGGGAUCCAAGAAGAGGCUUUUGAAACAUAGGGUAUAAUUAAAUUAGGUCGCUUGGAUCUAUAUUGGAAAGCAACAGAUUGAUAUUUAAGCUCCUACAAAAUCGCGAUUGUGUUGUUUUCGCCCUUGCUGGCUGCUGCGACCGUUGAUUAUAUCGUAAGAUCAAGAUGGAAGUCGAAGAUGGGAAGUUUAGACACAUACGACAGUUUUUUGCCGAGGACGCCUGGGAAGCCCUAAGUGAUCUCGAGAAGCAAGUUUAUUGUAACAUGAAGUCCAACUAUGACAAGUUAUCUGAACUCGGCAUCGCGGGCCAGCCGCCAUCGUUCAUGCGCGCCCCACCGCCGCCGCCGCCGCCGCCCCGACCGGCCCGACCGAAGCGUCCUCGACCAGCGAAGUCAGCCGAUGACGGCGACGAUGACUGGAGUCCGUCGCGAUGCGUCCGGCCGGCCCAGCGGCGGUCGCGUUCCACCGUGCGACGUGGCGCCGCCAAGAGCAGGUUCCAGCCGCCGGUGAAGAGGACGGCGACGGUGACAUCGGCUGAGACGGCGCCCGCUGCUUCCUCGGCCGUGUCCGGUGACGUCCAUUCGCAGGAGCGGCGGCCGGUCAACACAGAGGAGGCAGCAAAGGAGGCGGACCGGUCUCCGCACAGGCCACCGUCGCCGCCGUACGAUUUCAUCGGCUUUACGCUCGAGGAUCAGUUCAAGGCCCGGCACGCUGUGGACACGAAAGCUGAACUGCUGUGGAACCACAUCAUCGCCGAGUUCAAGGACUUGGGAGAAGAGCCUCCCGAGCGGGAGGUGUUCAAACGCCGCCGGAACACGGUCAACUACCGGGAGGAGGAGGAUCUGGACGACGACGACUACAUCUUCUGUGACGAGUGUGACCGCGAGUGGGAGGGCGACUGUCCUGUGCACGGGCCGCUGAAAGUCGUACCCGACAACAAGGUAUGGAACUCGGAAGGGGACCGCUAAUUGCCCUCGCUCCGUUUGUACGUCUAAUGGCAUUGUUUGUGUAGCUUUGUACUCCCGAUCACUUCAUAAAUCAUGCGAUAUGUUUUUAAGUAAGCUACAGCUCGAGCUACCGUUCAUUAUUUUCUCUCAUCUUGCCGUAAAAAGUGGUUCGAGUGGUAGUUACUCUUUUUGUCAUGCUCCAAUGGCCGCUAAACUAUUUCAAUUGAAAAGUGUUCCGUAUCAUUCUUUACGCAAUCAUUGAGCAAUUCAGCGGUUAACUACUUAUUGGCCGUUUUCACGACGGAAUAGCAGGCAUCUAUUUAAUCCCCAUUUGAUCCUUUAGUUCCUCAGGAAUUUUAGUAGUUCUUUUUAGUAGGUUCCCCAGCUUUCGAAUGAAUGGUGCGUUAGUUUGCUAUUUUUCUAUUAAAUAUCACAUCGAUUUACUUUAUCUAAGGAUUUAUCACUAAUAUCAACAUAAAGCAUAAGCACAAUUAUAAAAUUAUGAAAUUAUUAAAUACUAGUACAAUAGUUAAAAAAAGAUACUGAGUUGCCAGGCUACAAAGAAUAUAUUCAUUUAUGGCGCACGACAGACAUUUAGAAAGCAGCGCCCUGUUUUACUGCACGCUGCUAGCCGCUUCCAUUGGGUUUUGCAGGCCGACGUCAUUGGUCGUUACACGUAUGAUGUCACGCGACUUGUGGCCUGUCACGGCUCUUUAAUGAUCUCCACUAAAUGAAUGCAACAAUGGCCUUUUAAGUUGAUCUCUGUGGCCAUCUGUCUAUGGAGCGACCAAUAUGAAAGUUGGGUGAAUUUACCGGGGUUACAUGACUAUGAGCAAGCAAAUGUGUAUCAGGAAUGGAUUUAGGUGGAGAAUUGCGCUGGACCAUGAGUGCUCGAACGCUCCCAAUUCCACGCCGGUUUGGCUUUGGAGCCGAGACAGACUAUGCGGGUCAAGGUCACCGCUGGGGUAACGGUGGAUUGGCUGCGCCCGAGCACCCGUAACGCGGCACAAUUCUCCAUCUAUGGAUUUUCCUAUUCGCUCAGCAUUGUGAUAGGCGUUCGUAAUAGCAUUUACUCUGCUCAUGUACCUAUCCCCGGUUAUUUAAAAGAAGUUUUUUUUUGUGGGGGAAUAUCACGGCUUUAGGUACUCGGUGGCCCUAUUCACGACUUUCAAAGAAUGCUCCGAUAACUAAACACCGCACAGACCUACUGCAUUAGUGAAUCUGACAGAAGGUCUGUGGAAUUACAUCCCCCCUCACCACACCCCUAAAAACUCAUCCAGUGUCCAAAACCACUUUUAUCGACUCGCCAAAAAAACAAAAACAAAAAAAAAAA